AUGAAGUCAAGGUUAACCAUAUCGAGCGAGAUGAUAUGCUCCAAUGGUUAUGGAGGAAAGCGGAUUCAUGUGGUUGACAAUGAAACAAUUGCUUUUAUUUGUGGAAGAGGACUACGGUUUAUUAACUUGGAAACAAAGGAAGAGAAUUUCUUUUUACCAGACAUUUAUAUUGAUGAACCUGUGGUGGCUCAAAACAACAAUUCUUUCAUUGAUGACUUGGAAAAUGCCGAAGAGGUAACACAACGAAAAUUAUACUUGACUGCUGGAGUGUGCACAGCAGCUUUCAAUAGAAAGAAAGGAGUAUUUGCAAUUGCUGACAGCUAUUCAAAUCCAAAAAUUCGAAUAUACAAUUCAAAAACCUUUGAGUUGUUAAGGAUUCUCUCAGGAGGAGGAAUUAUUGAAUUUUUCGAUUUAGAUUUUUCAAGAGAUGGCUCUUUUUUAGCAUCUCUUAGUGGAAUCCCUGAUCAUUCCUUAAAGAUUUGGGAUUGGGAAAGAGGAAUAGUAAUUGCUGAAACGAAAGCCCCCAAUACAAGUAAAUUUGCCAACUUCAAUCCAAGAAACAAAAUGCAGCUUUGUACAAGCGGUAUAGCCCAUCUUGCUUUUUGGGAAAUCAAUUCUACUAUUGAUAGCUAUGAACUGCAUGCUCUAGAACCUAAGGUAUCGGAAAAUGUUUAUGAAAAAAUUAAAACAACAGAAAAAUACAGACAUGGCUGGGGCAAAAAUAAUGAUAUUCUUUGUGUCACCAGUGAUGGAGAUUUCCUUCAUUUCGAAAAUUUCAAUUCUAAUGGUGUAAUACUGGAUUUGGAUGAUUCAAAAGAUUCAAUGCACGAUAUUGCCGUUUGUAAACACUCAUGUAUUAUUGGAUUAUCGGAUGGCAAUGUUAAAAUUGUCGGAAUGUCUCAUGUUAUAAAUUCAACAGGAAACUACGAAGGAACGGCAUCAAGAAUAAUUAAUUUAGGGCACAGAGUGGGAGAUGUCAUCAAUGUCACUCUCUCUGGAAACUUUAAAUAUAUUUUAGCGGGUACUUCUGAUGGAGGUCUUUUCAGAAUCUAUAUCAAAGGGUUUGAAACAGAAUUUACAACAGAAUUUGAAAUUAUGAAGAAUGAAGUGAACAUCACACUGCUUUAUGAUUCUCAUGUUGGAUCUGUUUCUGGUGUAUUUCAAGUUGAACCAAAAAAGAUCGAUUCUGAGGAAGACAAGACAAUUUUGACUUCUGUAGGAAUGGAUGGUACAGUUAGAGUUUGGAAUUAUAAGAGAAAUAUUUUACUGGCAAAACGAAGAUUUAAUGCUCUAUUUUCGUGUGCUGAAUAUUCCAACGGAUUGCUUUUUGUAGGAUCAACGGUUGGAUUUUUACGAAUUUUUGAGUUCGAUGACAAGUAUCAACCGGUUCUCAUCUAUUGUCAACGCUUGAGGACAGCCUCAAUUACUGGUAUCAAAGUUGGAGGACCAGGGGACUCGAUGGUUGCCAUUUCGUUCUCCGACUUUCAUCUUGGUUUUGUUUAUUUAAGGACUAGAAAUACAGCAUUGGAUGACAAAAACAGUGAAGACAUGGUCGAUAUUGACACUUCAUUAGAAGAUGACGAUGAAGAAAUUUCUGUGCUUGGAUUUUGUAAAUUUAGCAACAAAAUUGCAACUCUCUCAUGGGCUUCAAAGAAUGGCCUCUACGUAGCGACAGAUAUUGGAGAUUUGUACAUGGUUGAACCUCCAACAUCUUUCGAAGAAGUUAUUCUCCUUAACAACAUUACUAAGGAUUUAUGGAAGUUAGAUUAUCCUUGCUACGGAAUUUCCACUUUUAGCGAUGAUCCAUAUCAUAUUUAUGCAAUCUCUCAAGAUAAAUCGAUCAAAAUUUAUGAUUUAAACUUGGAGGAUAGGCAAUCUGGAAUCAGUAAUAAUGUUAUCACGCCAAGUAGUGAGGUAUUGUGUCACCACAAAGUGGGAGAAUGCAUCAAACAAAGCCCGGAUGGCACUAUUUUAUGUACAGGGGCCAAAGAUGGAGUGGUUUGGAUACGAGUUGCCCAAACCAAUUUCUACGAACAAACAGAUGAUGACCAUAUAGCCCAAAUGCACCCAUUCCACAACUCGUACGACGGAGGCAUUUCUUGUGUUAGCUUCUCAAGUGAUGGAAAUUACAUUUUCUCUUCUGGUUAUGAUGGUUCUAUCUAUGUGUAUUGCUUAGAUCCUUCAGAGAACAUAACAAAAACUACGUUUAUGUCUGUAACCCCAAAGAGUUCAUCAAAAGACAAAUGUGAUCCUAUACCGGAAUCUGCAGAUGCUAAAACCAUUUUAGAGCUGAAAACAGAAAGCCAAAACAAGCUGGAAAACAUGAUGAAAGAAACCAAAAAGGAACAGUUUAAUUCCCAACUCGAGGAUCUUAGAAAAAUGUUUAUUGCAAUCAAAGAAGAGAAUGACAUUGCUAAUGAGGAUGAAAGGCUUUCUGAAAGCGAGUUUAUUAUUGAUGACGAAUUUAAAAAAUUAUUAGAAAAAGAAGGAGAAAAAGAAGCUGAAAAGUUGAAAGAAUGCAUGAAAAUUGAAAAUGCCAAAAAGGACAUUAUGGCAAAAAGGAUUAAAAAGGAAUGCUGGGAUUCUAUGGAAGAGCAUGCAACAUCGAUUGUUGCUUUCAAAAUGACUUCUGACUAUCAAAAGGACAGCAGUCUUCUUGAAGUCUCCAAUUAUGUGAUUCGAAAGAAGGACCCAAGGAAAGAGGUUAUUCUAGGAAAAAUUGCGUUUCUGAGAAGAGUUGAAGAAAUCAACCUUUGCGAAAGAAGAAAAGAAUACAUCACAUCCAAUAUCGAGGGUGGUAUUCAUAAUGAGGAUGAUGAAACAGAGCCAAUCAAACGAGCUGAUUCACGUGUCAUUGAGAACGGAGAAUCAAAAGCAGAAGAGAGCGAAAAUUUACUUGACUUUGGUAAGAAGUGGAAAGAAAGUAUUAGAAGCAAGCUUAUAUUGGAUAUGAAUGCGCUUUUGUAUCCCUACACGGACCUCUAUACUCGGCAAAGAAAGGCAACACAAAUUCUUCUCUUACAAGAUAAGAUUGACAAAAUGAUGAAACAGUUCAACUCUGAAUUCAAGACUGCUCGUGACGAAAAGCUUCAAGUCAUAAGAAAAAUUGAAAGAAUUAACGAAGUCAUCAACGACAUUGCUAAAGAGCUUUCAAGAUGUUCUGAAACUCCAGUUAAAAUUGAAAUAUUCGAUCCUAAACUCAAGCCGUCAGAAAAACCUGAACAAUAUAUUUUACAAGUGAGUGAAGAGGAAUUACCAGCAAAAUAUGAAUCUUCAGAAUUCUCCAAACAGUCAGACAAGAAAAAAGAUCAAAGCAGCAGAGUUCAUGAUAAGGAAGUGAUACAAAGAGCUUUGAACAUGAUGAUGGAUGGUAAAUUAGAUUUGGAUAAUACCGAUGUUAAGGAAGAAGAAAUCCCUGUUCCUUCUUGCAUCAACAAGGAAAAAUCUGAAUUAUCAGAUCAAGAAUUGAAGGAAUUGAGAGUGUAUGAAUCUCUUCUCAAGCAAAGGGAAGAAGAAAGAAUUAAGAAGGUGAAACAACUUGAAGCUAAACUCAACAACUCAAAACAACAGAUUGAGGAUGUGUGUCAAGAGUUUGACAACAGUCUUAAACUUCUAUUCUUGAAAAAAGCAAGCAAGUGA
Naegleria fowleri is the source of this 3639-nucleotide messenger RNA. RefSeq lists its product as uncharacterized. Bases 1 to 3639 code for a protein of 1212 amino acids. Gene Ontology annotation, biological process: cilium assembly. NCBI's taxonomy places the organism in Eukaryota, Heterolobosea, Eutetramitea, Acrasida, Naegleriidae. The transcript is spliced from 6 exons. Gene Ontology annotation, cellular component: axoneme. The record is from RefSeq and is a predicted model, not a curated record. Gene Ontology annotation, molecular function: protein binding.